This is a messenger RNA of Cyanidioschyzon merolae strain 10D, 366 nucleotides long. Its product is annotated as histone H2A.Z variant. Gene Ontology annotation, molecular function: protein heterodimerization activity; structural constituent of chromatin; DNA binding. The record is from RefSeq and is a predicted model, not a curated record. Gene Ontology annotation, cellular component: nucleosome. The transcript has a single exon. NCBI's taxonomy places the organism in Eukaryota, Rhodophyta, Bangiophyceae, Cyanidiales, Cyanidiaceae. The coding region runs from base 1 to 366 and encodes 121 amino acids.
AUGGCGAAAACUCCAGGAAAAUCUAUCAUGUCUCGGUCUGCAAGAGCAGGGUUACAGUUCCCUGUUGGUCGUGUGCACCGCUACUUAAAGGAGCGCGUUCAUAAACAGGAACGCGUCGGGGCUACUGCUUCCGUGUACCUAGCCGCCGUCAUGGAGUACCUAACAGCAGAAAUUCUGGAACUCAGCGGAAACGCGUCGAAGGACUUGAAGCAAAAGCGGAUUGCGCCAAGGCACUUGCAGCUGGCUAUUCGGGGCGACGAAGAGCUGGACCAACUGGUGAAGGCAACAAUCGCUGGCGGUGGCGUGAUUCCCCAUAUUCACAAGGCCUUACUGAAGAAGGGUACCAAAAAGUUUCAGCAGGAAUAA